UUACAGCCCUCUUCUUAAAUCUUCCGGCAAUGGGGUUUUUCCAUCUUUCCGUAAUCGAAAGCUUUCCGUGGUCGCCAUUCCCAAAUUAUGUGUCUCGUGUUCUUCCGAUGCUUCUUGCUCCACUCAGAUGAGUUUAGCUCUGUAAUUCUGCAACGAGCUAAAGGCGGGGGAUCUUUCUUCUAAAAUCUGCAGAGCUUUUCUUGUUUUAGUGACCAUGGUUUGGGGUCUAGCUACACGCACGACUCUUGAUGCAUUUUCUUUGUACCAAGAUCCGUGCCUGGUGGAGUGGAAGAUCAUCAGACGGUCGAGAAACUGUUCAGACAGCAGCUGUUUGACUAGAUGGACUUCGAUUGACCAUCGACGACCCCUUCUAGUUGGAGUCAUCAUUUGGUGUCAAGGAGGAGGUAUCACAUGAUAAUUCCCGCCGACGACGACUGGGAUAAGCCCCUGCACAAAGACGCCUGUCUUCUCCAUAACCACCUCCUCCACGGCCUCCUUCACUGUAACGGCUUCGGCCAUCUCCUCUGCAUCAACGGCCGUGAAGGAGGCUCAAAGUUCAUCUCCGGCCACCAAUUCAUGGACCUUUGGGAUCGCCUCUGCACUUCCCUCCGCGUCCGGGAGGUGACGGUGGUGGACACAGCUCGAAAGAAAUCAAUCGACCUCAGGCUUCUUCUCGGAGUUGCAUAUGGCUCCCCCUGGUUCAGCCGCUGGGCCUACCGGUACCGAAUGGGAAGCUUUGGCGUGACAGAGGAAGCUUACUCCCAGGGGCUGGAACAGCUCUCGUCUCUCCCACUGGACAAGCUUGUCGGUUGUAGCUCGGAAGUCAGCCGAAUCAUCGCCGUCCACAACAGGCUUCGCUGGUCCAACCAGUUUGAGCCCUUUGCAGGGCCAGCCAAUGUACGAGAUCUUCUACGGUACCUCCUCAGCCUCAAAAACCAGCCGGCCAUGCCACCCCACAAUCCUCCUCCUCCUCCUCCGCCGCCGCCGCCGCCGUCGCUAUCCAGACAGCAGACAAAAAGAUCAGCUGCAGUGGAAAAGCGGAAGCGAUGCCGAGAUUUUGACACGGUGGCUGCAGAUCUAGAGAGCCGGUGGCCUGUCAGGAGGCUUCGCGUAGCCGCGGAGGUGAUUGUGGAUGUCCUACUGGAACACGGCUGGAUGACACGACAGGAAGUCCGCGAUGCCGCGCGCCUCACCAUUGGCGACACAGGACUCCUCGAUUUCGUACUGAAAUCGCUCGGCAACUGUAUCGUCGGCCGCCACGUCGUGCGCCGAACUUCCAACCCGACCACCCGCGUGCUUGAGUUCCGCUUAGAGGAAAUUUCCGACGCCGGUGGAGGGGUGGAGGAAUCACCGAUGACGGCAUUGUUGGGUGCGGGGCAUGUCAAGCGAGAACUGGAGGUGGUUUGUCAGGCCCUGGUGUCGUCUAAGCCGGAAGCUGCGCGGGCCGUUCUGGAUGGUAAGCAUUGGAUCAAAAUAUUCCCGCUAGUGGACGACAACGACGACCGGCUUAGAUUUAUGGUCCAGUGGAUGCCGAGCGCGAGGGAGAUGAAGAAGCUCACGCGGCCCCUUAUGCCACCGGAGGUUGUGGUAGUUGAGGCACACGCAUCGAUUGGGGAUUUGCGAAGGGAAGCGGAGAAAGCUACGAGGGAAACCUAUUGCAUGAUGGAGGGAUUCAGUUUGCGGAGGUUGGACGGGGUGGAAGGUGAGGAAUGGGAUCCGGUGAUGGUUGGUGGUGCUGAAUCGGGUUCGGUCAUUAAUGUGAGCGGGGAGGGGGUGGAUUUGGAAUGCGAGCUUCGGUACGAGGGUGGAGCGGAUUCUUGGGCGGUGGGCUGCUCGUGCGGCGCUCGGGAUGAUGAUGGGGAACGGAUGGUGGCGUGUGAUAGCUGCGAUGUGUGGCAUCACACGCGCUGCAUCGGCAUAUCUGAUGACCAGCCAGUGCCGCCACUGUUCCUGUGCUCGUGUUGCGGAUCUUCCAUCCUCGGCGCAGCUGCUAGCUUCGAAGACGCGUUUGAUCUGCCCUGGUUGUAGGGGAAGAUGAUUCGGAUACAGCUACGUCGAUCGGCAGUGUUGUUACUUUUUU
Molecule: messenger RNA, 2080 nt
Organism: Phalaenopsis equestris
Lineage: Eukaryota; Viridiplantae; Streptophyta; Magnoliopsida; Asparagales; Orchidaceae
Product: PHD finger protein MALE MEIOCYTE DEATH 1-like
Exons: 3
Coding region: 412-2028 (538 amino acids)
Source: RefSeq, a predicted model, not a curated record